CUCGAGAUAAAAAGCAAAGGAACAAUUUUGAUCUGUAUCUUAAUCAGUUUGAGCGCUGCGAUCUACCUAAAAGGAAAAUCCUGGAAUACUGUGGGGUCUUCGACAGGACAGGCAUGGGUCCUUGCACUUGGAUGGAAGAUGAGAAUGGUGCGGGGCCUUCGGCGCCACCUAGAUGGGGAUAUGGUCCAGAAUCUCAGCUUCGGAUUACUUCAAAUGAGGAUGUAGGAAAUCCAUAUUUUCACCACCUUAGUAUUGACAAUGGCAUGUCUUGUUAUGCAACGACUUCAGCGCACGGAUACAGACAUCCUCAACCCAGCAGUCAGAGCUACAGAACGCCUACACAUGCUGGAACUGUUUAUCGGCCUGUACAUUAUGGAACGUCACUACAUCCACCACCUCCACCUUGGCUUCCAGCGGACACAACAUGCCACAUUAAUUCUGCUUCCGCCACUUGGUACAGUACGACACCGACCGUUCCUUCAUCGUAUCCAGGCAGCAAGCCUCCAAAUGCAAUCGAAAACUACUACCACCCGUUUCAGAAGCCGCAAAGUCAGUAUUUUGGUUUCCCUCCAACACCUCCCAGCGAAGGACCGAAAGACGCUACCGCUACUGAUUCGACUUCAAUCACCUACGAAAACGACAGAAACUUUAGCGGAUGUGGCAAACAUCAGUUUGCUCCUCAGGAUAUCAUUCCUUCUCAAGGUCAAAUUUGUUCCUGCUCUUGUUGCCAUGCAACGAUAAACCAUCAAAAUAGCCCACAGGCAUACCAAUCAGUUCCUCAUCAUUUCAGCCAUACAAAUCAGUAUCAAAACAUCGUUUCUCAUAACGCACCUACACAUAAGUAUCCCUAUCCUACCUCACGAGAAAAUGAAGCUCCAUCGACAUCGGCUCCUCCAACGAAAGCUGAAAGUAAAAAUACUACAGAAGAGAAAGCAACGAAUAAUGAAACUCAAUUGAAAAAACAUAAAAGCAAAGGCCGUUUAAAUGCAGGCCGUGAAUGUGUGAAUUGUAGAAUUACGUCUACGCCGCUGUGGAGGCGAGAUGGGACGGGUCAUUAUUUGUGCAAUGCUUGUGGACUUUACUACAAAAUGAAUGGCCAUAGCAGACCUUUAGUGAAGCCAAAAAGAAGACUGACUUCGAUAAAAAGGACUGGAAAUAGCUGCGCCAACUGUAAGACAACAGCAACAACACUUUGGCGGAGAAAUCAUCAUGGAGAACCAGUUUGCAAUGCUUGUGGUCUUUAUUUCAAGUUGCAUAACACGAGACGGCCUAUAACAUUGAAGAAAGAUGGUAUACAAACAAGAAAUCGGAAGAUAUCCUCAAGGACCAGAAAGAAAAAGUGCCAAUCACCAUCAGAAGACAGAUCUUACGGUAGUCGGGAUUAUAUGAAUUACAGUUCCAUCCAACAAAUAGCACCACUUACAUCUUAUAUGGACCAUGAAAAUUUAUCUGGACAUAAUUCAUAUGCUUCACACACUGCUCCUGCCUCAAGUAGUUCCAAUUUCAAUAACAGCUUCAGUCAUAUCCAGCAUUCUAGUUACGGAUUUCCUCCAUAUCCUCAAAGCAUGGUUGGAUCCUUAACCUGACUAUAUGAUUAUAGUUGCUUCUAAAAUGGACCAUGUGGUAAUGCAUGAAAAUGAAACAAUCUGAAGAUUCACAUGUUCUCAAAGGCUAGAAUUAUAGGAGGAAAAAAAAAAAAAAAAAAAAACUUUUGAAUUA
Messenger RNA from Stegodyphus dumicola, 1719 nucleotides. RefSeq names its product GATA-binding factor 2-like. Gene Ontology annotation, molecular function: RNA polymerase II cis-regulatory region sequence-specific DNA binding; DNA-binding transcription factor activity, RNA polymerase II-specific; zinc ion binding. The record is from RefSeq and is a predicted model, not a curated record. Gene Ontology annotation, cellular component: nucleus. Gene Ontology annotation, biological process: positive regulation of transcription by RNA polymerase II; cell fate commitment; negative regulation of transcription by RNA polymerase II. Lineage: Eukaryota; Metazoa; Arthropoda; Arachnida; Araneae; Eresidae.